GGAUUUAGUACAAAUCCCAUAUAAAACCGAACGUUUGGUACGUCAACAAAGGCGAUAAUACGUGUUUGUUUAUCUACUUUUUAAUUUUGACGAUUGAACAAUGGGUUUAGGCGGCUGCUACUCAUUUUUAAAAUACCUCGUGUUCAUCAUCAAUUUCAUUUUCUGGGUUUCUGGAGUAUCUUUAAUUAUUCUUGCAAUAUGGAUGUUGACGGAUCCUUAUUUCACGAGCAUGGCUCAGGACCAGCUGAAUUACAACUUUGGUAUCUUCCUCCUUGUAGUCGGUAUAUUCCUUUUUAUAGUCGGCUUCCUAGGGUGUUGUGGCAUCCUUAGAGAGUCAAAAUGUCUACUUGUUUUGUUCUUCUGUGUGCUUCUGUUAAUCCUUGUCGCCGAGAUUUCUGCCGCUGUUUGGGCAUAUACAAAUAAGGACGGUUUUGAAAGCUUGGUGAAGGAGAAUGUGAAGAAAACUGUAUCUGAUGAGUACGGGGACGAUAGCACGAAGUCUCAAGCUUUUGAUUAUAUUCAGAACCACUUGCAAUGCUGUGGAGGCAGCAGUCCUACUGACUGGCAAGCGAAUUCUCACGCUUCAAAAGAUAAAGUGUUUGACAUGACAAAAUCGUCGUCAGGCCUUUACAAAAUACCAAAGAGUUGUUGCAAAUCAUUUCCGAAUGACGCUUGUAAAAAGCUAGCAGAGGAAGUUGGAUGGGUCAUCGUGAGCUUCUCUCCACAAAUUGAGGAACACAUUUAUUUUGAGGGCUGCGGUGAUAAGUUGAUCGAUUGGUUUUAUUCAUUUUCAACAUACUUUUUCAUUGUCGGCUUUGUCUUAAUGCUAAUUCAACUUUGUGGACUUAUUUUCUUGUUGAUCAUCUGCUGUUCUAUGGAAAAACCGCAUUACAGCUCGAUCAACUCGAGAAAUCAGCUCUAAAUUCUAAUCUCGUGGAUUUCCGCUUAUAUGUAUAUCAUUAAGCUUUUUAAUGUUUUUUAUUUUAUUUGUAACAAUCCAAGGGUGUUAGAAAUAUUUAUAACAAAAGUUCCUAACUGCCAUAAAGAGAUACAUCGUUAUAUGCAAAAGUAAUAAUAUAACCCCUUGAUUGAUGUUUAAAGAAAAUUAGGUGCCAAUAACGAGUAGUCAUUUAAUCUAGUUAAAACAUAAGGGAUUUAUUUAUACUUUAUAUGUUAUUAACAUUUUUUAAGUAUAUAUAAACAUUUUAUUUGUUUAUAAAUAUCUUACGAGCUUUAUAAUAUUACUUGUAAUUGUAACAAUUCCUUUUGAAUUGUGUGUGUGUGUGUAUGUUUUGUAAAUAGAUCAUUUAGGUGUUCUUGUAAGCCAUGACCUGUAGGUACAAAAUUUCUUAUGGGUUCGAAGAACUUGCUUUAACAAUAUAAUUGUACAACAAUAUUAUUAGGAACUCAAUCUAAGUCAUCAACCGUAACUGAAUUAUAAAAUAAGUCAUAUUCAAUUGACUAUUUUUAUUCCCGGUGUACGGGGGAAUUAAAGUACUUAUUCCUCAAUUUAUGUUCAGUUUUGAAAUAAAUUAUUUAACGAAACAAACAGAAACAAGUGUUCACUUAUAAGCUACAAAAACUGUGCCUUUAUACUGGAUAAAAAAUUGUAAAAUUCUUUUUUAACGCUAUUUUGUAAAAUACAUGAAAAUAAUUUCUAUUGUUGAA
Cimex lectularius (bed bug) is the source of this 1668-nucleotide messenger RNA. RefSeq names its product leukocyte surface antigen CD53-like. Gene Ontology annotation, cellular component: membrane. The record is from RefSeq and is a predicted model, not a curated record. The coding region runs from base 101 to 922 and encodes 273 amino acids. The transcript is spliced from 5 exons. Lineage: Eukaryota; Metazoa; Arthropoda; Insecta; Hemiptera; Cimicidae.